AUGAAGGCAAAUGAGCUUCAGAGGGGAAAUGCUUUGAUAAAAUACAUCAAGAAAACACCCAUUGAGUAUAAAUACACUGUCUUUGACUAUGAGCCUGGAGAGUAUUUUGGCGUGCUCCACAUUACGCUUCAGCUGCACAUGAGCUCGCCGCAGUACAUCUUUGGCCGAAUAGAAAGAAUAAAGUCAUCAAAUAGUAAAAGAGUGCCAAUUAUUAUACUGCUACUUAGCGCCGACAUAACAAGUGCGUCUGCCGCCUCUGCCUUUACAACGCUGCAAAUUGACUGCAUGGCAACAGGCGUUAGAAUCAUACCGGCAUACUCCCCGGUGGAGUGCGCCAAGUAUAUAGAAACCAUGCACUUCCAAAAGAGUGAGGCCAGCCAUCUGCGAAAUUACCGCGCAACGCUUGAAAAAACAAAGAAGGAGCUCUCUUCCAGACCCUCUGAGGUAGAUGCGCAAAAACUGCUGUUUUUGGCCGCUAUUCCAAAAGUGACGAAGAGAGACAGUGCAGCAAUUCUAGCAGGGCGCAGCCUACGUGAAAUAGCACAAAGCGCUGUAAACGAGUGCACUGCCAAGGAGAAGGGAAUUGGUGUGACAAAAAAGAACGCAAUGAAAGAUUUCUUUAUGCAGAAAUUCAACUAG
Molecule: messenger RNA, 639 nt
Organism: Nematocida ausubeli
Lineage: Eukaryota; Fungi; Microsporidia
Exons: 1
Coding region: 1-639 (212 amino acids)
Biological process (GO): UV-damage excision repair; meiotic mismatch repair; mitotic recombination
Cellular component (GO): ERCC4-ERCC1 complex; nucleus; nucleotide-excision repair factor 1 complex
Molecular function (GO): damaged DNA binding; single-stranded DNA binding
Source: RefSeq, a predicted model, not a curated record